Eimeria mitis is the source of this 297-nucleotide messenger RNA. RefSeq lists its product as uncharacterized. NCBI's taxonomy places the organism in Eukaryota, Apicomplexa, Conoidasida, Eucoccidiorida, Eimeriidae. The coding region runs from base 1 to 297 and encodes 98 amino acids. Gene Ontology annotation, molecular function: ice binding. The record is from RefSeq and is a predicted model, not a curated record. The transcript has 2 exons.
AUGGAUUUGGGAUUAGUAGUAGUGCAAGCAGCAGCAACAGCAACAGCAGCAACAGCAGCAGCAGCAGCAGCAACAGCAGCGACAGCAGCAGCAGCAGCAGCAGCGGCAGCAGUAGCGGUAGGAGGAGGAGCAGCAGCAGCAGCAGCAGAAACAGCAGCAGAACAGCAGCAACAAAAACAGAAGGAAAUGGAAUUGGGAUUAGUAGUAGUGCAAGCAGCAGCAGCAGCAGCAGCAGCAGCAGCAACAGCAGCAGCAGCAACAGCAGCGACAGCAGCAGCAGCAGCAGCAGAAGCGUAA